Molecule: messenger RNA, 639 nt
Organism: Exserohilum turcica Et28A
Lineage: Eukaryota; Fungi; Ascomycota; Dothideomycetes; Pleosporales; Pleosporaceae
Exons: 3
Coding region: 1-639 (212 amino acids)
Source: RefSeq, a predicted model, not a curated record
AUGAUGCCACCACCUCGUCGUUUGGACCGUCGACAGACUAAGCUCGCUAGAAGGCGGAGUGAGAGCAUGCUUGAUUCCCCACUACAGCUGAGCAUCCCCGCUACUGCGUCCCGCCAGCAUCACCCUCUCACUCCAUUCCCAUUCGAACCAAAGCCUUUUGUACGUCAAGGGAAACAAGCCGUUAGGGAGUGCCAUCAUUCCCUCGUCAGUAUCAUCGAUGAAGAACCCUCUGAAACUCAUUCGCAACCCGCGUUGGAAUCUAGCCUCGCGGAGCUCCCCACGGAACACGCAUAUGAUGAGUCCAGCUCAAAUUCAGAAAUGGCGGUAUCCCCACCUACCACGAAGCAGGAUUCUCUCAACAACGCGACGAUGCAUUACAUUGGAAUAGCGCCUUCCGUCCAGUCACGGGCCUAUGCAGGAUCACCAAUCCUUCAAGCCCGGUUUAAUACACUAGUCAGAAAAGCAAGCCAGCUUUGCGCGAUGUCAAAUUCUGAAGUUUACUUGGCUGUGCGGCAUAAUGGUAGCUUCUACAUAUACAACUCUGUCAAUACAGCUUCGCAUCAAGCCCCAGAACCCGAGGCACACGAACAGAUCGUUACCGUGGCAGUCGCGAGCAGCAGCGGUGGUGUGACUGUCUAA